Messenger RNA from Aspergillus pseudotamarii, 1803 nucleotides. Its product is annotated as Lectin C-type domain protein. The record is from RefSeq and is a predicted model, not a curated record. The coding region runs from base 1 to 1803 and encodes 600 amino acids. NCBI's taxonomy places the organism in Eukaryota, Fungi, Ascomycota, Eurotiomycetes, Eurotiales, Aspergillaceae. The transcript has 2 exons.
AUGUCAUUAAAUUACAACCCUGACCCAUCAUCCCUCAUCAAUACGAAAUGGGAAACGGUCUUUCUGAGCGAAAGAGAUGUCGCCGGCCAAAUUCCAAUCAACUAUAUCACAAGCGCUGGCGUAUCCGUGACAGCAGCAUGCUUUGGCAACAAUGUAUUCGAGACGCAGUCCGCUGAACAAUGUAUAUCCAAUCUAUUAUCGGUUGGAUACCGACGCUUUCUCGUCGACCUGUACUGGUCGGUGGACUCGCGGGCUUGGACGUUUUGUCCAGUGGCCAUUCCAAAGAAUGUCCCCGUUGUCACUGUUUCUACGACGCCCACAAUGACCCCAACUGCAAAUGCCAGUGCUGCUCAAAGUACUGCUACCGUCGUUUCCAGUUCAUCAGGAUGGCCGGUCUAUGAGCUAGGCCCCUAUCUGUGCUCAGACAACCUCGAUCUAUCCGGCCUCAUCGAUGUCUUCCAGGAUUACUUCAAAGACACAACGUCUCAGUUGAAUGUGUACAUCAGAUACCUAACGUUCAACCUGCAUGUUGCUGCUAGCGCUGCCGCUCCAGAACAGCCUGCAUCGAAGGUAUCGGGUGAUGGACUGCCGUCCUUUUCUGAGCGAGUUGAUGUUUUGAUGGAUAACCGCCUUUUUCACUAUAUCUACACACCGGCACAGCUGGUCGAUGAGCGCAGUAACCUGAACGAGUCGUGGUAUGAAGUUGAUGAUGGGUACAAGCCUAUUACCGAAUACUUCACUACUUACGAACUCUCGGAUGGUACACAAAGUACCCCGGACGGCUGGCCGGGCUCGAAAUAUGUGCAACUUGCAAAAGAGCGCCGUCUCUUUCUUGAGUAUGGCUCUGUGGACCCGCAGCUCGAGGACUACAACUUGUCUGCGGGUAAAAGCGAGGUCAUCUUUCCUCCAAAAUACCUAGCAUCCUUAGUACUCGCGCCUUUGGCCGAUGAAGGGGAUUUGGAUUACGGUUGCCUCUAUGACGCAGAUGCUUCCCAGGUAUCUCAGGUGAACUCCUCUUGGGCGCUCUCAAGUAGCCUGUCUCAGCCUCAAGGCUUGAAUGAGACCUAUGCCUUGCGUGAAUUGUCAGACAGGGUUGUAAAUCUAACCGCGUGUGGGUUAACACCAAUCCUCAAUAGCACCCUAUUCAAUAUGACCGCCGACAAGGCAGUCGCACCAUAUAAAAAUAUCUCUCUAUCUUCUACGUGGGCAUGGGCGGAGGGGGAACCCCAGGGCGCAGAUGUGGCCGACAAUAUCGAUUCACCCCAACAUGACCGAUGCGCGAUCAUGGACGUGUCACUAGGCGGCCACUGGCGCGUUGCGAACUGUACAGAUGUGCGGCGUGUAGCCUGCAGAGUUGCGAACUUACCGUAUACCUGGACAAUAUCCAGUGCUGCACAUAGCUACAGCACAGCCUACUGGGAAGCUUGCCCAGAAAACACGACCAUGGGAGUUCCUCGCACAAGCCUAGAAAAUACCUACCUGUACCGAUACCUCCUGACUCAACCAAUCAAUAUCAUUGAUCCCACCUCUCCAGACCCCGCUAUGCGUGAGGUCUGGCUAGACUUCAACUCCCGGGAUAUUACGUCAUGUUGGGUGACUGGUGGGCCUAAUGCUAAAUGUCCGUAUGCGUCGGAUCCUAAACAGCUGGAGAAAAAAACAGUGCUGGUGUCUGCUAUCGCAGGCAUCGUUAUUUGCAUCAUCACCGCACUGACACUAUUUGUCAAGUGUAACACCAACAGGCGCAACUCGAGACGAGGCAAGAGAAUCAUCCAUGGAUGGGAAUAUGAAGGUGUCCCUUCGUAG